UCUCUUAUUCCCCAAAACACUAAUCUAACUGCCAAAAAUAUCAUGUGCGAGAGCCUCAAACAACACUACCAACUCUGCGAAGAGCUCGGCCGCGGCCGAUUCGGCGUCGUUUACCGCUGUUUCUCCACCGCCUCCUCCGAUUCCUUCGCCUGCAAGUCGAUCUACAAGCACUCACUCACCGACGACGCUGACCGCCGCUGCCUCGACGCGGAGCCGAAGAUUCUCCACCUCCUCUCCGCGUGCCCUAGCAUCCUCCGCCUCCACGACGUCUACGAGGACGACGACCACAUCCACCUAGUCACCGAUCUCUGCGACGGCGGCGAUCUAUUCGACCGCAUCUCGUCCGGCGAUCGCCUCUCCGAGGCCGACGCCGCCGCGAUUCUGCUUCAAUUGAUGGCGGCGAUCGCGUUCUGCCACCGGAUGGGGGUCGCGCACAGGGAUAUCAAGCCGGACAACAUCCUGUUCGAUUCUAGAGGCCGGCUGAAACUCGCCGAUUUCGGAUCGGCGGAGCUGUUCGACGUCUCCGAGAUGAGCGGCGUGGUUGGAACGCCGUAUUACGUCGCGCCGGAGGUGCUGAUGGGGAGGGAUUACGAUGAGAAGGUGGAUGUGUGGAGCGCCGGCGUGAUUUUGUACAUAAUGUUGGCCGGCGUGCCGCCGUUUUACGGCGAUGGCGCGGCGGAGACGUUUGAAGCGGUGCUUAGGGGGAAUUUAAGGUUUCCGUCGAAGAUUUUCCGUUCCGUGUCGCCGGAGGCCAAGGAUCUGUUGAGGAAGAUGAUCUGUCGAGAUCCUUCUAGAAGGCUCUCCGCUGAGCAAGUCCUCAGGCAUCCGUGGAUCAUAAACGGAGGAGAGAUGUCAUCUAUGGCGGAAUUGACCUAAUUCACUUCAGCUGCUGCUGCACCCAAUGGAUAAACGCGAUCACCGGAGCUGUACAUAGAGGCGGCGGAAGCCUGCCCGGCGGCGGUGGUCGGAAAGUUCACUGAGAGGCAGAGGAAUGAUAAAAUCUAAGUUCUACGGUAUGUUAUGCGGCGUAGAAGAUGAAUCUCUCACCCUUUUUCAUCAGAGGCAAAUAAAUGGCAGCUCAUCUCUUUGUUUUGGAUGAGUGGUGGUUUUGGAUCAUAUUAUUUCCUCUAGUGGUGAGAUAUUUGAGAAUGGUUAUGGCAAAUAAUGAAUAAUGUAUGCAUCUGAUCUGAUUUAGGUGUUGAGUGUCUUCUAUUUUCCAUGCCUUUGUAUUGUUUUUUUUUGUAAUCUGAGGUUUGAUGGAAUAAAGGAGAAACUUUGUUCGAUA
Molecule: messenger RNA, 1285 nt
Organism: Salvia splendens (bonfire salvia)
Lineage: Eukaryota; Viridiplantae; Streptophyta; Magnoliopsida; Lamiales; Lamiaceae
Product: phosphoenolpyruvate carboxylase kinase 2-like
Exons: 2
Coding region: 43-876 (277 amino acids)
Biological process (GO): protein phosphorylation
Molecular function (GO): ATP binding; protein kinase activity
Source: RefSeq, a predicted model, not a curated record